CUAUCGAAUGGCCUUACUUCCAGCACUAAAAGUCGGCCUGGUUAAACCUUUUUAUCUUUUAUUUAAUGAAUUAAAAUUGAUAUCUUUAACAUGUUGAGAUCGAGGAUUCUCUGCUCCUUAUCAAACAGAAGAUGGGUAUCGUACUUCUCGGAGGAAUUUAAAAAGUUGGCAAACGAGGGACCUGCUAAGUUUGCCACAUCCAGCAGUCAUGCCGUAACAAGCAUUGACUUGGAUCUGUUUGUCAAUCCGGAUAAUAGACCCAUGGAUCUAGUGGACCGGCUGCUUAAGCUCAGGAAACAAAAAGAGGCAACAUUGGUGCCACUGCUGCCAAGUGUUCUGGUCAAACAACUACUAGACUCCACAAAUCCCCAGGAGGCGGUAUCGAUCCUACGUAAUCCCACGCAAUACGGCCUGUUCGUGGACCAAUUCUCGGGAUGUUUCCUGCUUGACUAUUUUCUUCACAAUAGCCAUGCGGUGGAAGCGGCUCAGGUGGCCACGAUUCUCGUAGAUAGAAACUUAUGCAACAACGAACUGAUUGAGGCCCUGGUCCUCCAGUCGUUCUGGACCUUUGCUAAAGACUUUAAGCCAUUUGAGUCUUCUCAAAUUCAACCUCCUGCCAAAAACGCUGAAGUGGAAAAGGUUCGAGUCAAGUUUAUUCGCAACUAUCCCGAAGAUGACAGAGAAAACACCGAAGAAAAGAAAUUGGGUCGCGCCAUGAUUCGAUUGGCUUCUGGCGAUGGGACCCUAAAAGAGCUAAAGCAAAACAUUACCUUACUUGGCUAUAUCCUCAGCGGACAGGUACCUGAAGCUUUGAAUUUUCUUGCCAAAAACCAAGCUGCUCUUCACAAGGAAACCUUGACCAUCGCUCGAAGUGUAGCGGAAAUCUUGAAGCUGGAGGAUUCAGAAGAGUUGCUAAAAUCUUUAGAAGAAACCCUCAACAAGAGUAACAAAUCCAAUGCCAUCGAUGACCUGAUGCAGAACAUUGUUAAAGGCAGUGCACAGAAGUUUGAGCCGCAGCUGUUGGCCGACUACGUUGGGUCCUAUGAGGAGUGGGCGAAGAAGUUCGAGUACGCAAUUCAACACCAACUGGAAGCCAAGAAUCUGUCUAACCGUAAAGCCAGCAUUCAGAAGACGCUCGACGAAUUGGAAGCCAAGCGCCAGAACCUGUGGUUCUUCGAGAAUCAGGACGACAUCGAUAUCCAGAUCUAUAAGAAAAAGGUGUACUAUCCCAAGCGGUGGUUUGGCAAGAAAAAGAAACCUAAGGCAGCGGACACCUUCUACGUGCCGCCAAACAUCACCCACAACGCCUAACUUGAUGCCCCCAAGACCUGGCCACAAACAAGUUAGAUCCAAUUGUUUUUAAGCUUUAAUUAAACUACUGGAGAGUUAAUCCAAA
This is a messenger RNA of Drosophila ficusphila, 1396 nucleotides long. RefSeq lists its product as uncharacterized. Gene Ontology annotation, cellular component: mitochondrion. Bases 91 to 1311 code for a protein of 406 amino acids. The record is from RefSeq and is a predicted model, not a curated record. NCBI's taxonomy places the organism in Eukaryota, Metazoa, Arthropoda, Insecta, Diptera, Drosophilidae. The transcript is spliced from 3 exons.